This is a messenger RNA of Cyclopterus lumpus (lumpfish), 3255 nucleotides long. RefSeq names its product lipase, hormone-sensitive a (gene lipea). Gene Ontology annotation, biological process: triglyceride catabolic process; cholesterol metabolic process. Gene Ontology annotation, molecular function: triacylglycerol lipase activity; sterol ester esterase activity. Gene Ontology annotation, cellular component: cytosol. The transcript has 11 exons. The record is from RefSeq and is a predicted model, not a curated record. The coding region runs from base 487 to 2634 and encodes 715 amino acids. Lineage: Eukaryota; Metazoa; Chordata; Actinopteri; Perciformes; Cyclopteridae.
CCAGCAUUCUGCGGGCCGCCCUGACACGGAAACAUCAAGGAAGAGGAUGCGGGUCGGGUAACUCUGCGGUCGGUAAGAGAAGUCUCUUUAACCGCAGCUUGUACCCGUGUACAUGUACGUGUUUCUCCCGUCCACCGUGUCGUAUCGCGACGGUAGACGCUCGAGACGAACGCGAGACAAUGUCGUUGUGUUUUAACGUGUUUACUCGCCUGUGAGCAACAGGGUGAGGCGACGGUUUAAAGUCCUCCAACUUCGGGGGUUGCGGGUGAAGUUGUCGCCGACCGCUGCUCGGUAACCACAAGAGCGAGGAGGAUUACGUAAGAGACGUGCCGUGUGAAGGAAUGGAGACAUGUUGGAGGAAGAACAUAUGAAAUGUACCAACAAAAAAAAUCAAGAUGCGUUUUUAUCGUUAUGGGAAGCCGAUCUGUGCUGGAAAGUGAUAUGAGCGUUGUGCGGUGAGUGAGACAGACAUCACAUCCGCAUCACAUGUCUGCAGAUAUGGAUUACAAGGUUGUGUUUGCAGCCUUGGAGACAGUAUGUGAAGACAACAUUUCUAUUCUUUGUGGGCCCUCCGAUCUGCCAUAUGGCGCCGUUGCCAGGCGCCUGGUCACAUGUAUGAGAGAGAUUCAGGAGCACGGCCGAGUCCUGAAGCCUGUGGUUGCCGGCUUCACCGCCGUCUUCCACCAUUAUGACUUUGAUGCACAAACGCCCGGGAAUGGCUACCGCACCCUGGCCAAGGUGUUGCUGUCUUGCCUUUUGCACAUCAUCCACAAGGGGCGUUACAUCGCCUCCAAUUACAACGGUGCCUUCUUCAGGGCGGACCACAAUGCGUCUGAGAUGGAGGCGUACUGCAGCGCUCUGUGCCAGCUGCGCGCGCUGCUGCACCUCGCCCAGCAGCUGAUCAACGACAACGGCUACGGCCAGCUGUACUCCCUGGAGGACGGGGACCUGAGUCGCCGGUUCGUGCGCGAGUACAGCUCCAUGCACAAGGCCUGCUUCUACGGCCGCUGUCUGGGCUUUCAGUUCUCGCCAACUCUACGUCCAUUCCUCCAGACCAUUGUCAUCAGCAUGGUAACAUAUGGAGAGACGUACAGUAAACAGCAGUCUGGUUUGGGUUUGGCGGCCCUUUCCCUCCUCACAUCGGGGAAGUAUGUCAUCGAUCCGGAGCUGCGGGGUGCCGAGUUUGAACGCAUUACCCAGAACCUGGACAUGCAGUUCUGGAAGUCCUUCUGGAACCUCACAGAGUCCGGCCUUAUAGCAGGCUUCAGCCGGAUAGCCUCUUACCCAGUGCAGGUGAACUUCACCCUGACCGUGCCCCCUGUCACUCUGCACCUCCCGCUGGCCUCGGACCCCAGCCUAACAGCCACCGUGUCACCUCCGAUAGCCCACUGGGGCCCCGGACCAGUCCACAUGCGUCUGAUCUCCCAUGAGCUGCGAGAAGGGCAGGAGAGCGAAGAGUUGCUUGCCUAUUCUCGGAGCGACCCCCCCCCCAUCACCGCGUCCCACCUCCCCUGGGUGCAGAAGCAGCCUCGCUCCCCCUGGCUGCUCAUCCACUUCCAUGGAGGCGGCUUCGUGGCCCAGACUUCCAGGUCCCACGAGAAUUAUCUGCGGAGUUGGUCGAAGGAGCUGAGCGUGCCUAUCCUCUCCGUGGAUUACUCGCUGUCACCCGAAGCGCCAUUUCCCAGAGCUCUGGAGGAAUGCUACUACGCCUACUGCUGGGCUCUGAAGAACUGUCAUCUGCUGGGCUCUACGGCGGAGUGCGUUUGCCUGGCGGGCGACAGCGCCGGAGGAAACCUUUGCAUCACUGUGUCCAUGAAGGCCAUAUGCAGCGGCAUCCGAGUCCCCGACGGCAUGAUGGUCGCCUACCCGGCCACCUUGCUCACCACUGAUGCCUCGCCAUCCCGCCUGCUAACGCUCAUCGACCCGCUGUUGCCUCUAGGUGUCCUCACGAAGUGCAUCAAUGCCUACGCAGGUGCAGACACGCAGACGGUGCAGACCGCUCUGGGCAGCGGCAGUCUGAGCGCUCUGGGCAGAGACACCGCCGCGCUGCUCAGCGAUCUCACCCAGGGAGCCUCCAACUGGAUCCAGUCCUUUCUGGACCCCAUGCGGGCUACGGGGGGAGCGCGCUCGCUGCCGGCGGCGCAGAUGGGGUCCCCCGGCGGCGCGACUCGCGGGACGCCCGCUGACGUGGCGGCGACAAACCGCGAAGGUCACAGGGAUUACCCAGAGGGCUUUGAGCCCCUGCGCUCCGAGUGCCUGGCCUUUGUUCGCCCGACUUCCUGCCCCAUCAUCCGGAACCCGUUCGUGUCACCCUUGCUGGCUCCUGACAGCCUGCUGAGAGGCCUGCCACCCGUACACAUAGUGGCCUCCGCGCUGGACGCCCUGCUGGACGACUCUGUGAGUUUUGCCAAGAAGCUGCGUGUCAUGGGCCAGCCUGUGCACCUGACGGUGGUGGAGGACCUGCCGCACGGCUUCCUCAGCCUGUAUCAGCUCGCCAAGGAGACGGACGUCGCCGCGGAUAUCUGCGUGGAGCAAAUGAGGACGAUUUUCCAGCAAGCAAACCUUCGCAAGCGGCCAAAGCUGGGAGAGACUUCUCCCAGAGAGACUUCUCCCAGCACCAGUCAGUCAGGCUGAUUUCCUCUUUUUUUUUUUUAAAUGUGUAUAUAUACCUGCCGUGGGAAAAAAGAGAUCUGACAUAAUGAGAGAGGGAUGCAGUCGAUUUGAGAAAAGGAAAGAAGUCGGGGAGAAUUAUGAGGGCCGCGACGAAACCAGAAGCUCAGGGACACUGCACUCUGUCAUAAGCUAAAAUAAAGACAAAGAGGGAAAUGCUUUCUUUACCAGCUCUGAUAUGAUCUAAAUUGAGGAUUGAUGAUUUUGUCUCUCCCAAGAUUUACAUGUUCAAGAUCCGGAUAGAAAAACCGCACAUUGACACUUACAGGCAGUGAGGAAGUCCACCGUAAGCAGCCCCCGUUGUCGUUUCCUUACUGUAUGUCAUGGGAGCUGCUGUGCCUUAGAACUUAACGUGCUGCUAAAUUGUGUGAAGAAAAGCUUCGCCGACAUUAUGCACAAACUGACUGAAGGUUUACACUUCAGAUGCACUCUUCUUUUUAAUAUAGUAAGUUUUUGUUUACCAGCAGUAUGUGGACGUGGAUUAUGAAAGUUACUCGCUGUACUGUAAAUGAAUUCUUAACGGUUGGUGAAUAUUUAACACUGUGUUUAUAUUUAAAGUCUGCAUUAAAUCAAAACUUCCAAGAA